AUGAGAUACGGAUCUGUUUGCAGUGGAGCUGCGGCGAUGCCCAUAGAAGAACCGGCGCUGCGCAGCUGGCAGCGCCCGUUCCUUAAAUGGGCUGGCGGCAAAUAUUCGCUGCUGCCGGAACUGGAUCGUUUGAUCCCCGCAGGUAAACGCCUUAUUGAGCCUUUUGUGGGUGGCGGCUCGGUGUUCCUUAACUCAGACAAGCACGAACGCUUCCUUCUGGCUGACGUCAGCGCUGACCUGAUUAACCUGUAUCAGAUGCUGGCGGUGGUCCCCGAUUCGGUGAUCUAUGAGGCAAUGAAGGCAUUCAGGCAUCUUAAUGAUGCCGAAAACUAUACGUUAAUUCGUGAAGCAUUCAACGCGCAGCGGCUGGAUGCGGUCGAGCGUGCAGCAGCAUUCCUUUACCUCAAUCGGCACUGCUUCAACGGCCUGAUUCGUUACAACCUGGACGGUUUUUUUUAA
This is a messenger RNA of Auanema sp. JU1783, 459 nucleotides long. Lineage: Eukaryota; Metazoa; Nematoda; Chromadorea; Rhabditida; Rhabditidae. The record is from the annotation of a GenBank genome assembly.